AUGACUGUCGCGCAAGAAGUCGAAGCGUCCAACGCACAUUAUGCUGCCUCGUUUACUAAAGGGGAUCUGGCUCUGCCUCCGCAACGCAAAGUUGCUAUCGUAGCAUGUAUGGAUGCAAGACUCGAUACCGCCCGCGCCUUGGGCCUUGAAGAAGGCGACGCCCACGUUAUUCGAAAUGCAGGCGGUCGGGUGACGGAUGCACUACGCAGUAUUGUCAUCUCGCAGCAGCUCCUCGGAACGCGGGAGAUCAUCAUCGUGCACCAUACGGACUGUGGAAUGCUUACUUUCACCGACGAGGUGAUCCGCGGCAAAGUCCGGGCAGAUUUGGGUCAGAAUGUUGAUCAUAUUUCUUUUCUUCCUUUCGGAGAUCUCAGGCAGAGUGUUCUGGAUGAUAUUAAGCUGUUGGAAGAGAGUCCUAUCGUACUGGAUGUUCCGGUCACGGGGUACGUGUAUGAAGUGGAAACGGGAAAGAUCGUCAAGGUAGAAUGA
Molecule: messenger RNA, 489 nt
Organism: Penicillium waksmanii
Lineage: Eukaryota; Fungi; Ascomycota; Eurotiomycetes; Eurotiales; Aspergillaceae
Product: beta-class carbonic anhydrase
Exons: 4
Coding region: 1-489 (162 amino acids)
Molecular function (GO): zinc ion binding; carbonate dehydratase activity
Source: RefSeq, a predicted model, not a curated record